AUGCUGUUAGCUGCAACAACCACUUCGACAGUAACAGUUGGUAACCAGAAUUGUAAAAUGGACAGACUGAAGGAGCAACGAAUUGCUGUGAAAUUUUGUGUGAAACUCGGGAAGUCUGCAACUAAAACAUUUGCCAUGCUCCACGCGGGAUACGGUGAUCUUGCCAUGAAACGUACUGCAUGUUUCAAGUGGCAUGGACGUUUCAAGGAUGGCCUACAGUCGAUUGACGAUGAUGAGUGUCCGGAGCGUUCUUCAACAUCAACUUACGACCCACACGUUGACAAAAUCAACACCCUAGUGCAUGAAAAUCGACGUCUAACCAUUAGGGAGCUUGCCGAAGAGUGUGGAAUAGCAGUUGGAUCUGGUUACGAGAUUUUGAUCGGAAAAUUGAAGAUGCACCGUACCUCGUAUUUAUCUGCCGUAACUGUACACACUAUCAUCACUAAUAUAUCCCACAUGAUAGAAGUAACCGCGGCUUUUUGCCACACAUAA
Belonocnema kinseyi is the source of this 492-nucleotide messenger RNA. Its product is annotated as protein GVQW3-like. The coding region runs from base 1 to 492 and encodes 163 amino acids. The record is from RefSeq and is a predicted model, not a curated record. Lineage: Eukaryota; Metazoa; Arthropoda; Insecta; Hymenoptera; Cynipidae. The transcript has 3 exons.